GACGGAAAAAAACACAUACUGAAACUUUUUAGUCCCUGUGUAAUAAGGUUUUCUAAAAAAUUGAAAUAUGACUGAAAAAGCCUUCGAUAGUGAUGGAAAACCAAUCGUGCCGUCUAGACCACUUGUAAAAAGGAUCUUAGCUAACAAUCCGAAGAGAUUUUGUGGAAAAUACAUGUUGAAAGAAAUGAUUGGAGAUAAUUUUGAUUGCGACGCUCAUUAUGAGCGCAAUAAAAAACAUGCGUGGGCGGUUGUAAAUUCUUCAAAUAUUAUUCCUGUUCCUUCUGAAUAUAAUGGAAAGCCAGAAAAUUUACGUAGCAGUGCUGCUACUUUCUACACCACUCCAAUUUCGUCUAUAUGGCAAUCAGAGUGUGGCAAUUUCAUUUUGUUCCCUCCUGAUGAUGCCUACACUUUUACUACGAUUGAAAAGUUUCACACCAAGGACUGGUUUCCGAGGAUCAAUUUUAAAGAAUAUUUGUGUUACCCAUCGAGUGGCACAAAAUUCAACAUUCGAAAUCGUGCUGAUUUGCUGAGAAGAAAGUUACACAAGCGAAUUUUAAGGCUGUCAACUUUAUCGAAAAGGUGAUCGUUCAAUUUCAGCUUCGAUUAAUAAAGUUUUUGAUAAAGCUAUGUCAAAAAGUGUUCAGUCAUUGUUUAAUAAAGCAGGGAGAUAUGACAAAAGAUUAUUUUAAAAACAUUGUUGUACAAAGCAAAAACAAUACUGUCACAUGUAACAAAAUUCGAUUCGGUGUCAGUUCGUCAAUGCGUUGAUAGGCGAUCAAGAGAGCUCCUUAAAAAAUAAAAUAUUUUAUAUCGUUUUUGUAUA
Hydra vulgaris (swiftwater hydra) is the source of this 823-nucleotide messenger RNA. RefSeq lists its product as uncharacterized. NCBI's taxonomy places the organism in Eukaryota, Metazoa, Cnidaria, Hydrozoa, Anthoathecata, Hydridae. The record is from RefSeq and is a predicted model, not a curated record.